AUGUAUGUAAAGGUAAUAAAUGCCUCAUUUUCUGAAGAUUUUCACCUGAUAGCAUUCUCAAGACUUCAGAAUUUCUCCUAUGUUCUUAUCCUCAGUAUUUUAUUGAUGUAUAUUUUAUGUAUGUUAGGAAAUCUGAUUAUUAUAGCAGUUGUAUGGGCGGCACCACGACUACACACUCCAAUGUACUUUUUCUUGUGUAACCUGUCUACCCUGGACAUGGCCUAUGUUUCUACUAUUCUUCCAAAGUUUCUGGACUCACAAAUAACUAAGAACACCAGCAUUUCCUUCACAAACUGUUUCACUCAGUUAUUCAUGUAUGUGGCAUGUGUGAAUACAGAAUUUUUACUGCUGUCUUCUAUGGCUUUUGACCGAUAUGUGGCAAUAUGUGUCCCCUUGAAAUAUCCCAUCAUCAUGGAUAAAAGAGUAUGUAUUAUACUUUCUUUUUACCCAUGGACAGUUGGUACCUUGAACUCGUUGCUGUAUUUUUUCCUGAUAUCUCGUCUUUCUUUUUGUGAUUCCAAAGAUAUCAUCCACUUCUACUGUGAUAUGAAAGCCCUUCUGAGAGCCUCCUGCAGUGACACCAAACAUGUGAACAUUGUGAUAUUAUCAGAAGGAUAUACUUUAGGUUUUAUGGCAUUUGGUAUGAUUUUGACUUCUUAUGUUUUUAUUAUAUCUUCCAUUCUAAAGAUCAAAACAUCGGCUAGAAGACUAAAGAUCUUCUCCAGCUGUUCUUCUCAUCUAACAGUUGUCUUACUCUUUUGUGUUUCUUCUCUGAGCGUUUAUAUGAAUCCUGACUCUGAAAGCUCCACAGAACUGGACAUGAUGCUCUCCUUGUUGUAUGUGGCAGUGGUGCCAGCCUUAAAUCCUCUGGUCUAUAGUCUGAGGAACAAAGACGUUUUAGAUGUUUUAAGAAAACAUAAGGUUAUUUCUUAA
Molecule: messenger RNA, 933 nt
Organism: Bufo gargarizans (Asiatic toad)
Lineage: Eukaryota; Metazoa; Chordata; Amphibia; Anura; Bufonidae
Product: olfactory receptor 1361-like
Exons: 1
Coding region: 1-933 (310 amino acids)
Biological process (GO): G protein-coupled receptor signaling pathway
Cellular component (GO): membrane
Molecular function (GO): olfactory receptor activity; G protein-coupled receptor activity
Source: RefSeq, a predicted model, not a curated record